AUGAAGAUCAAGUUUUGGUUGCCAUGGAUGUCAUCAUUGAUAUCCUUGGCCGAAACCAUAGACCUUGCUUCGUUGGCCAAUGACUGUCCAAUUGACACAGUAACCGUUUACUAUUCAUCGUUUCUUCCAUUUGGUAAUGGGGCAUCCAAAUCCCCUUUCACAUCUACAACCUUCAGCUCAACUUUACAAACACUACCAACUUCAAACCAGGAACAACCUUCAAAAAGAUACACGGACACAAGCGAGUCCUCGUCUCUUGAGGGCUCAACUCCAUUGGGUACUACUUCGACCGCCUUGGAUAGUUCCAGCAUUAUCUCUAUUUCAUCAACUUCAUAUGAAGCAUCUUCUUUGUCGCAACAUAUUUCUUCUGAAUCUUCUUCUUCCCUGUCUUCUUCAGUUGAAGUUUCCAGUGAUGUUCUCUCCUUUUCAUCUGAAAUCACCCUGUCUCAACCUACUUCGGCGGGUACUUCAGUUACUUUACAGAGCUCCUUAUCAACAACUUCCGAGAUCACAGUCAGUACCUCUGGUUCUACCAUAUUUUCUUCUGACUUGUCAACGUCCCCUUCAAUCGAUUCCGAGACAAAUUCCUCUCAAAGUAUCCCGUCAAUUUCAUCGCCAAUUUUAGCCUCUUCUUCUGUCUCUUCCACUUUUGUCUCUACAAUCUUGUCGUCAACAAGUUCUGACCUCACAUCAAGUAGUUCAUCAUCAACAGUUUCAACAUCGAUUCACAGUGAACCAACCAGUUCCAAUGUUACUCCAACUGAUAGUACAACAACUUCGCUGGCUUCGACACUUACCUCGCUUAAUUCCUCAUCAUCCAUAUUUACUACAUCUACGGGCAUUUCUAACGAAUCUUCAACUUCCGCGUCAACCUCAAAUGAGGGUACAAAAUCGUCUAAUUUUUCAACUUCAAGCACUGGGACAACAACAUCAGAAUCAAUAACUUCAACCCAAUCGAGACAUACAACCCCUAGAAUAUCAUCAACCCUCUCAAAUGAAUCUUCACAUUUCUCUGUUGUCUCUUCCGACACUACCGUGUAUUACAGCUCAUCAUCUGUCGUGGUGAAUUCUUCCACCAAUCCUCUAAACAAUGAGUCCACUAAUUCUAACAGUGUUUCGUCCCACACAACACCCACCACCAAUCCACCCACAUCGGCUAUCAAACCAACUACGAGUAAUCCAGACACAUUCUCGUCUAGUAAAGCAACAUAUAGCCUUACUACAUCAACUACACUCUCUGCGUCUGGUGCAUCAUCUACAGGUUCAUCGAGACCAGGUUCGUCUGGUGCAUCAUCUACAGGCUCUUCUACAGGUUCUUCCCAUGUUUCAUCAGGAUCCGAGUCCAGAAAGUCGAGUUCAGCCUCCAGUUCAGUGAAGUCCAGUGGUACAUUCUCAAGUAGACCAACGGCGUCAUCGAGACCAGGUUCGUCUGGUGCAUCAUCUGCAGGCUCUUCUACAGGUUCUUCCCAUGUUUCAUCAGGAUCCGAGUCCAGAAAGUCGAGUUCAGCCUCCAGUUCAGUGAAGUCCAGUGGUACAUUCUCAAGUAGACCAACGGCGUCAUCGAGACCAGGUUCGUCUACCGGCCCAUCUGCAGGUUCAUCGAGAGCAUCCAGUGCGUCUGGUGCAUCAUCUACAGGCUCUUCUACAGGUUCUUCCCAUGUUUCAUCAGGAUCCGAGUCCAGAAAGUCGAGUUCAGCCUCCAGUUCAGUGAAGUCCAGUGGUACAUUCUCAAGUAGACCAACGGCGUCAUCGAGACCAGGUUCGUCUGGUGCAUCAUCUACAGGCUCUUCUACAGGUUCUUCCCAUGUUUCAUCAGGAUCCGAGUCCAGAAAGUCGAGUUCAGCCUCCAAUUCAGCCUCCAGUUCUGCCUCCAGUUCUGCAUCAGUAAGACGUUCAUCAGCGGCCGCAGUAUCUAGUAACAUGCGUCCAUCAGGAACAUCCAGUGGUACAUUCUCAAGUAGACCAACGGCGUCAUCGAGACCAGGUUCGUCUGGUGCAUCAUCUACAGGCUCUUCUACAGGUUCUUCCCAUGUUUCAUCAGGAUCCGAGUCCAGAAAGUCGAGUUCAGCCUCCAGUUCAGAGAAGUCCAGUGGUACAUUCUCAAGUAGACCAACGGCGUCAUCGAGACCAGGUUCGUCUGGUGCAUCAUCUACAGGCUCUUCUACAGGUUCUUCCCAUGUUUCAUCAGGAUCCGAGUCCAGAAAGUCGAGUUCAGCCUCCAGUUCAGAGAAGUCCAGUGGUACAUUCUCAAGUAGACCAACGGCGUCAUCGAGACCAGGUUCGUCUACCGGCCCAUCUGCAGGUUCAUCGAGAGCAUCCAGUGCGUCUGGUGCAUCAUCUACAGGCUCUUCUACAGGUUCUUCCCAUGUUUCAUCAGGAUCCGAGUCCAGAAAGUCGAGUUCAGCCUCCAGUUCAGUGAAGUCCAGUGGUACAUUCUCAAGUAGACCAACGGCGUCAUCGAGACCAGGUUCGUCUGGUGCAUCAUCUACAGGCUCUUCUACAGGUUCUUCCCAUGUUUCAUCAGGAUCCGAGUCCAGAAAGUCGAGUUCAGCCUCCAAUUCAGCCUCCAGUUCAGCCUCCAGUUCAGCCUCCAGUUCUGCAUCAGUAAGACGUUCAUCAGCGGCCGCAGUAUCUAGUAACAUGCGUCCAUCAGGAACAUCCAGUGGUACAUUCUCAAGUAGACCAACGGCGUCAUCGAGACCAGGUUCGUCUACCGGCCCAUCUGCAGGUUCAUCGAGAGCAUCCAGUGCGUCUGGUGCAUCAUCUACAGGCUCUUCUACAGGUUCUUCCCAUGUUUCAUCAGGAUCCGAGUCCAGAAAGUCGAGUUCAGCCUCCAGUUCAGUGAAGUCCAGUGGUACAUUCUCAAGUAGACCAACGGUGUCAUCGAGAUCAGGUUCGUCUGGUGCAUCAUCUACAGGCUCUUCUACAGGUUCUUCCCAUGUUUCAUCAGGAUCCGAGUCCAGAAAGUCGAGUUCAGCCUCCAGUUCAGAGAAGUCCAGUGGUACAUUCUCAAGUAGACCAACGGCGUCAUCGAGACCAGGUUCGUCUGGUGCAUCAUCUACAGGCUCUUCUACAGGUUCUUCCCAUGUUUCAUCAGGAUCCGAGUCCAGAAAGUCGAGUUCAGCCUCCAGUUCAGUGAAGUCCAGUGGUACAUUCUCAAGUAGACCAACGGCGUCAUCGAGACCAGGUUCGUCUGGUGCAUCAUCUACAGGCUCUUCUACAGGUUCUUCCCAUGUUUCAUCAGGAUCCGAGUCCAGAAAGUCGAGUUCAGCCUCCAAUUCAGCCUCCAGUUCAGCCUCCAGUUCUGCAUCAGUAAGACGUUCAUCAGCGGCCGCAGUAUCUAGUAACAUGCGUCCAUCAGGAACAUCCAGUGGUACAUUCUCAAGUAGACCAACGGCGUCAUCGAGACCAGGUUCGUCUACCGGCCCAUCUGCAGGUUCAUCGAGAGCAUCCAGUGCGUCUGGUGCAUCAUCUACAGGCUCUUCUACAGGUUCUUCCCAUGUUUCAUCAGGAUCCGAGUCCAGAAAGUCGAGUUCAGCCUCCAGUUCAGUGAAGUCCAGUGGUACAUUCUCAAGUAGACCAACGGCGUCAUCGAGACCAGGUUCGUCUACCGGCCCAUCUGCAGGUUCAUCGAGAGCAUCCAGUGCGUCUGGUGCAUCAUCUACAGGCUCUUCUACAGGUUCUUCCCAUGUUUCAUCAGGAUCCGAGUCCAGAAAGUCGAGUUCAGCCUCCAAUUCAGCCUCCAGUUCUGCCUCCAGUUCUGCAUCAGUAAGACGUUCAUCAGCGGCCGCAGUAUCUAGUAACAUGCGUCCAUCAGGAACAUCCAGUGGUACAUUCUCAAGUAGACCAACGGCGUCAUCGAGACCAGGUUCGUCUGGUGCAUCAUCUACAGGCUCUUCUACAGGUUCUUCCCAUGUUUCAUCAGGAUCCGAGUCCAGAAAGUCGAGUUCAGCCUCCAGUUCAGAGAAGUCCAGUGGUACAUUCUCAAGUAGACCAACGGCGUCAUCGAGACCAGGUUCGUCUGGUGCAUCAUCUACAGGCUCUUCUACAGGUUCUUCCCAUGUUUCAUCAGGAUCCGAGUCCAGAAAGUCGAGUUCAGCCUCCAGUUCAGAGAAGUCCAGUGGUACAUUCUCAAGUAGACCAACGGCGUCAUCGAGACCAGGUUCGUCUACCGGCCCAUCUGCAGGUUCAUCGAGAGCAUCCAGUGCGUCUGGUGCAUCAUCUACAGGCUCUUCUACAGGUUCUUCCCAUGUUUCAUCAGGAUCCGAGUCCAGAAAGUCGAGUUCAGCCUCCAGUUCAGUGAAGUCCAGUGGUACAUUCUCAAGUAGACCAACGGCGUCAUCGAGACCAGGUUCGUCUGGUGCAUCAUCUGCAGGCUCUUCUACAGGUUCUUCCCAUGUUUCAUCAGGAUCCGAGUCCAGAAAGUCGAGUUCAGCCUCCAAUUCAGCCUCCAGUUCAGCCUCCAGUUCUGCAUCAGUAAGACGUUCAUCAGCGGCCGCAGUAUCUAGUAACAUGCGUCCAUCAGGAACAUCCAGUGGUACAUUCUCAAGUAGACCAACGGCGUCAUCGAGACCAGGUUCGUCUACCGGCCCAUCUGCAGGUUCAUCGAGAGCAUCCAGUGCGUCUGGUGCAUCAUCUACAGGCUCUUCUACAGGUUCUUCCCAUGUUUCAUCAGGAUCCGAGUCCAGAAAGUCGAGUUCAGCCUCCAGUUCAGUGAAGUCCAGUGGUACAUUCUCAAGUAGACCAACGGUGUCAUCGAGAUCAGGUUCGUCUGGUGCAUCAUCUACAGGCUCUUCUACAGGUUCUUCCCAUGUUUCAUCAGGAUCCGAGUCCAGAAAGUCGAGUUCAGCCUCCAGUUCAGAGAAGUCCAGUGGUACAUUCUCAAGUAGACCAACGGCGUCAUCGAGACCAGGUUCGUCUGGUGCAUCAUCUACAGGCUCUUCUACAGGUUCUUCCCAUGUUUCAUCAGGAUCCGAGUCCAGAAAGUCGAGUUCAGCCUCCAGUUCAGUGAAGUCCAGUGGUACAUUCUCAAGUAGACCAACGGCGUCAUCGAGACCAGGUUCGUCUGGUGCAUCAUCUACAGGCUCUUCUACAGGUUCUUCCCAUGUUUCAUCAGGAUCCGAGUCCAGAAAGUCGAGUUCAGCCUCCAGUUCAGUGAAGUCCAGUGGUACAUUCUCAAGUAGACCAACGGCGUCAUCGAGACCAGGUUCAUCCACCGGCCCAUCUGCAGGUUCUUCUAAUCGUUUGUAUUACCGUUCUUCACCGAGAAGUAGUGGAUCUUAUGCUACGAGAUCAUUUUCGUCAUAUAUACCGAAUACUUUGGUCACCAGGACUCGAUCGACAUCUACUUAG
This is a messenger RNA of Pichia kudriavzevii, 5352 nucleotides long. RefSeq lists its product as uncharacterized. NCBI's taxonomy places the organism in Eukaryota, Fungi, Ascomycota, Pichiomycetes, Pichiales, Pichiaceae. The record is from RefSeq and is a predicted model, not a curated record. Bases 1 to 5352 code for a protein of 1783 amino acids. The transcript has a single exon.